UUGAAUUCGCAUAUUGUGAAAUGAAAACAGCAUUAAGCUUUUGUCCAUUUCGUGUUGCUUGAAAUAAAGUUUACUCUAUUUAAGUCAAAGGUAACGAUUUAUUAUCUCAAUACUAUAUCUAAAUCGAACGUGAAAAGCAUAGCAGAAGUCAAGCAGAAAUAUAACCAUGGCGGCACCAGAAAGCACACCAUACAAUUUUGAAGAAGAAUUCGAGGCAUAUUUACAUCGCAUAUUCUACAUUAAACCUUACACAGAGGAAUCUAAAUGUGAUCCUUCCAUUGUGGAAUAUUUCGGAGUCUUUAGUCUCACUGACAUCCGAGCCCCAGAGAGAAAAUUGUGGUAUAUUUAUUAUUGCAAGCAACCCGAUAUUGAUGAAACUGUGGAUCGAAUCUUCCAAAAAUAUGGCAAAAAAAAUAUGUGUGAAUUAUUUAGGAAGCCCAUUUUCAGUGGCGUUUCCUUGCGCACCAGAGUUAAGACGCACUUUUCCGAAUUGAAGUGGUACGUCAAAGGCAAUCUGCUGGAAGCUCCUCCAAAAAGUCAUUACAAUGAUGAGCGAAUGGCGAAAACUAUAACAGACUUGUACAACGAUGAGCGCAAAAUGCUUUAUAAUUAUAUUUGUAUGAAACAUAAUGCAUUCAGUAGGUACAACUAAUGGAACGUUAAUUAAAUAGUAUGCAUGCUCUGUGAUUUUAAUAAAUUUUUAUGUAUAAAG
Messenger RNA from Drosophila sulfurigaster albostrigata, 712 nucleotides. RefSeq lists its product as uncharacterized. NCBI's taxonomy places the organism in Eukaryota, Metazoa, Arthropoda, Insecta, Diptera, Drosophilidae. The record is from RefSeq and is a predicted model, not a curated record. The transcript is spliced from 2 exons. Bases 167 to 652 code for a protein of 161 amino acids.